ACAUUUUAGACUAAACCUUUAAAAAUCCAAGAUGGAAGCGAAAGAAAGUAUUGCAACACAUGGUGUAGAAAAAGACGAAAAUGAAAGGGCUAACAUGUCAGCAGGUGCCAGUAACACGGGCACUGAAAAGCCAACAUGUGUCAUUGUUCUUGGCAUGGCCGGUUCUGGGAAAACAACUUUCGUUCAGAGAAUUGUUGGGCAUUUGCAUGCAAAUAAAACACCUCCCUAUGUGAUCAAUUUAGAUCCAGCUGUACAUGAAGUACCUUUUCCAGCAAACAUUGAUAUAAGGGAUACCGUCAACUAUAAAGAAGUGAUGAAACAAUAUGGCCUUGGUCCGAAUGGUGGAAUUGUUACAUCACUGAAUCUGUUUGCUACAAGAUUUGAUCAAGUCAUGCAGUUUGCAGAGAAGAAGACUAAAGAUGAAUGCAAGUACAUUAUCAUAGACACACCUGGACAGAUUGAAGUAUUUACUUGGUCUGCCUCAGGCUCUAUUAUUACAGAAGCUUUGGCAUCGUCUUUUCCAACUGUGGUUGUUUAUGUAAUGGACACAUCCCGCAGUGUGAGCCCGGUCACUUUUAUGUCCAACAUGACAUACGCCUGUAGUAUACUGUAUAAAACAAAGUUACCUUUCCUUCUAGCAAUGAACAAAAUAGACAUAGUAAGUAACCAGUUUGCUGUGGAAUGGAUGACAGAUUUUGAGACGUUCCAGGAGGCUUUAGAGCACGAGACUUCGUACACGUCAAAUCUAACUCGGUCAAUGAGUCUAGUCUUGGAUGAGUUCUAUGCUACACUUAAAUCAGUUGGUGUGUCUGCGGUUACCGGAGAAGGUGUACAAAAGUUUUUCUCGCUCGUUGACGAGGCUGCUGUGGAAUAUGAAAAAGAUUAUAAACCAAUGUUGGAGAGAAAGAAGAAAGAAGUGAAGGAAAAAGAUAGAAAGAGAAAGGAGCAGGAAUUGAAUAAAGUGGUUAAAGAUAGAGAAGAGGAAUUGAUGGAGACUGAAGGUGAAAUAAACUCAUAUCAUCUUUUAUUUUUAAGCCUCACUUUUAACUAA
Molecule: messenger RNA, 1051 nt
Organism: Ruditapes philippinarum (Manila clam)
Lineage: Eukaryota; Metazoa; Mollusca; Bivalvia; Venerida; Veneridae
Product: GPN-loop GTPase 1-like
Exons: 9
Coding region: 32-1051 (339 amino acids)
Molecular function (GO): GTPase activity; ATP hydrolysis activity
Source: RefSeq, a predicted model, not a curated record